Molecule: messenger RNA, 1042 nt
Organism: Seminavis robusta
Lineage: Eukaryota; Bacillariophyta; Bacillariophyceae; Naviculales; Naviculaceae
Source: the annotation of a GenBank genome assembly
GCGGGUCUCCACACAGCCUUGUAGGCUUUCUAAAAUCCUGUACAGUAGCUCGACGACCGAUGACGACAAGAGACGAGAGAUCACAGCAGCCAUCGGGAGGAACGAAGCAAUAUCAUUGUAUCCUCGCAAGUAUAACACCAGCCGACCCGCAAUCUUCAAGGUACCUGUGCUAUCGAUAGCCUACCGGUACGGUAUCAACCACCUGUCCCAGUCAGUCCUCCUCCCACUACAGCUAUUAUAUUCAGAGUAUUGAGUUGAAAAUGGCUAAGGAUAAGGAAACAGAACGAUCAGUAGAGGUAUCAGCAGUGGCUGCCGUGUCGAUGAUCCUUCAUGCUGUCAAGCACUCACAUGAAGCUGUCCACGGAGUGCUGUUGGGCUCCUUCUCAGGAGGUCAAGUGAAGAUUUCCGAGGCUGUACCUGUAUGUCACGGAGCACCAACACUUCCAUUAUUGGAAACAGCACUUGCAUUGAUCAAGGCCGCCGACGACUCGUCAAAUUCUGUUGUCGGUUGGUAUGUUUCUCCAAGACUCGAAAGCGACGAACGGCCAGGACCGGCUGCUUUAAAGAUUGUUGCGGGUCUUGCCAGCAGCGAUGACAAGGAAAAGGAGCCAGCAUUGGUUGUUCUUCGCAACAAAGAUCUCGACAAGAUUGUACUCGACAAUGAAAGAUCGAUGAUUGAUUCAUUUCAGGCUCUGGGGAAAGAUUUUGGCCAGCAAUGGCUCAAACCCUUGAGUACUGGUAUUGACAAUGAGGAGACAAUAAAAGCCGGUGUGAAAAAAGCCUUGAAAGGUGAAAUUAAUAUUGAGGACUUGAUUGAUCAUUUCGAGGCUGAAAGCUCAAAGAAGUCGAGAUGGUUCCCUAAUGACUCUUUGAAGGCACUCUUGAAGUAACGAGGGCGUAGCAGUACAUGUAUGGCUACACGACACCUCUACGCAAAUUGUAAUGAAAAACAGAAACAUAGACUACGUAGGCAGGCAGACUCAUAUCAGAGUUGGAUAGUGGAGCUUUACAGCAAUAUAAAUAAACCUAUUUUCAUGUUUCC